Messenger RNA from Capsicum annuum, 6187 nucleotides. RefSeq names its product aluminum-activated malate transporter 8. The record is from RefSeq and is a predicted model, not a curated record. Gene Ontology annotation, biological process: malate transport. The coding region runs from base 3701 to 4414 and encodes 237 amino acids. NCBI's taxonomy places the organism in Eukaryota, Viridiplantae, Streptophyta, Magnoliopsida, Solanales, Solanaceae. The transcript is spliced from 3 exons. Gene Ontology annotation, cellular component: plant-type vacuole membrane.
UGAUAUUUGGCGAGUGUCAGUUUAUUGAUACUCAGACACAAAUUAAUGCUUAUAUAUAUAACAAGGAUGCUUCAUGAUAAGUGAAGAGUUAGUAUAGAUGACGUUCUAUUUAGAAGUAUAUCAAGGAAGUAUAGUUAGUUAGAUAUGAAUCUCUUUUAUAUAUUUUACCUUUAUAAGAUAAAAAAAGAAACAUAAACUUGUCACAUCAUUUGAUACUUGGCGAGGGUUUAGAUUACUGACGCCCAUUCACAAAUUCGUAUAUAGUGUUAUAUAUUAGAAGUAUAUCAAGGAAUCAUGGUUGAAACUGAAUGUUCUCUUAUAUAUUACCUUUUUAAGAUAGAAAAGGAAAAAUAAACUUGCCACGUCAUUUGAUUUUUUAUGAGUACUAGAUAGUUGAUAUCGUACACAAGUUUGUAAUGAUGAGGAUGCUCUAUGAUAACUGAUGAGUUACUAUAGAUGAUAUUUUGUUUAUAAGUAUAUCAAGAAAGUUAGAAAUGAAAAAUCCGUUAUAUAUUACCUUUUUAAGACAAUGGAGGGAAAAAAUAAAUUUGUCACGUCAUUUGAUAUUUGGGGAAUGUUAAAUUAUUGAUACCGUACACAAGUUCGUACUUAUAUAACGAGUAUGCUUUAUGAUAAGUGAUGAGUUAGUACAAAUGGUAUUCUAUUUAGACAUAUAUCAAGGAAUCAUAUAGUUGGUUAGAAAUGGAAGGUCUCCGAUGUUUUACCUUUUUGAACUAAAAAAGAGGAAAUAAACUUUUCACUGUUAUUUGAUAUUUGGCGAGUGGUAGAUAUUGAAACUUGUAUAUCAGUCCAUACUUAUAUAACGACACAUUAUGAUAAGUGAUUAAGUUAGCACAAAUGGCGUUCUAGAAGUAUAUCAAAGAAUCAUAGUUAGUUAGAAAUGAAAGCUCUGUUAUGUGUUUAUCUUUCUAAGAUGAAAAAGGAGAAAUAAACUUGUCGCGUUAUUUGAUAUUUGGCAAGAGUAAGAUUACUGACACUCGUAUAUCAAUUCGUACUUAUAUAACACCGGUUCUUUAUGAUAAGUGAUGACUUAGUGUAGAUGAGAUAUUAUUAGAAGUAUAUCAAUGAAUCACACUCAGUUAGAAAUGUAAGUUCUCUUAUAAAUAUUUUACCUUUUUAAGAUAAAAAAGAGAAAAUAAACUUUAACACGUUCAAUUUUAACGAAUACUAAGUAAGUAAUACCGUAUACAAGUUCGUACGUGUAUAAUGAAGAUGCUUUAUAAUAAGUGAUGAAUUAGUACGUACUGUGUACUAUUCACAGGUAGAAGGGAGCAUAGGGUUUGAAAUGGAUUUGGAAUAAUAUAUUUAACAUUAAAUUAAUUGAUCAAUUUAUUAAACAUUAAACAAUUUUUUAACUUCGAAGAAUUCCACGUCAAUGAAAAAUGGAUGGUUAAUCUCCUUAUAUUGGAGACGAACUUAGGUUUUAAGGAUGACGGAGACGCCACUUGAAGGGGUUGUAUGUUAAUUGAGGAAGUUUUACAUGAUCCUUUUUUAGGUAUAGAUAUACCAAUUUUUUUGAAGUUAACGUUGCACGUGCACCCCUAUCCUUCCACUUGAGUCUGUCUCUAAAAUCAAUAGACCCUAUGAUUAAGUUAUUGAAGUUCUCUAAAGUGAGCUUGCAUAGAAUUCAAGUUGUACAUAAACAUCUCCCUAAUAUCGAUGUUUAUUUCAAUUGAUUUUAAUUGUUAUAGUGAAACUAUUACUAUAGAGCAUAUAACAUAACAUGACAUAAAUUAUGUAUUCAGCAAUAAACAUGGCUAUGAUAGUAAAUGUUAUUAUAAAGAAUGUCUAUUAUAAAAAGGUCUGAUCAGAAUUUUACAUCAUUAAGUCAACUUUUUGAAACCACUUAGUCAUUUAUUUCUUAGAUUAGGAAAAAUGUCAUAAUUAUAAAUUCUACAAUUUAAAAAGGUUUAACUAUAGAUAAUAACAAUAACAGUAUUAUAUUAAUUAUAAUUUCAUAAAUGAAAUCUAGGUAAGGUAGUGUGAAUAUGGUCUUAUCCUAUCUUAUUACUUCCUCCAUUUUAAUUUUUUUUAAUUAUUGACUUGACACAUAUUCUAAAAAAUAAUAAAUAACAUGAUUAGUUUUACUAUGUUACUCUUUGAAUAUAAUAAAUUUAAUAUUUUAAAAAAUGCAUUGGAUAUAAUUAACCGUAUAGAUAAUUAUCCACUAAUUUUUCAAACUGUAUAAAAAUUAGUCAAUAUCUUUCUUUAGUAAUAUGAACAAGUAAAUAUGGACAAAAGAUGCACGAAGAUAAAGAGAGCUUUUACCAUAAAUUAUUGAGCAAAGAAAAUUAUUUAGAGUAACAAUACAACAACAACAACAAAAAUAACAUAUUUAGUUUAUUCUCACAAAGUAGAAAUCCGAUGAGGGUAAAGGAUAUGUGUAUCACUGUUUCAAAGAUAAGGUAAGGAGACCAUUUUCAAAAGAUUAAAAUAACAUCACAAAACAUAAAAAGGAAAGUAGCAUUUAAGACCUUUUACCAUAAAUCCUCAUCCCAAAAGAAAUUAUUUGAAGUAACAAUACAACAACAACAAUAAAUCCAUUUUAUUUCUACAAAAUAGGAUUCGAAAAGAAUAAAAUAUAUGCAGUUCAUAACACUUCCUCAUAGAUGAGAUAGGAAGACUGUUUCCGAAAGAUUAAAGUAACAAUACACAUAACAUAAAAAUGAAAGUACCAUUUAACACCUUUUAUCAUAAAUCUCGAUCCAAAAAAAAUAUUUAAAAUAACCGUACAACAAAAAGAGUAAUAAUAUACCCAGUUUAUUUCUAUAAAGUGAAAAUUCGGGGAGGAUAAAAUGUAUACAUUUGGUAUCACUGCUUCGAAAGUGAGAUAGGGAGACUGUUUCAAAAAAAUUUAAGUAACAAUACAAAUAGCAUAUAAAAGAAAGUAGCAUUUAGGAUUAAAGUUUUAUCUUUGCAACUUCUACCUAUUCAAUAAAUAAAUCCAAGAAAAGAAUAAAUGAAAGAAGCGUUACAAAUUGCAACUUUGCCUCUUUUAGCGGUAAAGAUUGUCAUCAUUCUAUUUCCCUACCUGUAAGUCCCGUACUUAUUCAAGUACCAUAACUCUCUUACUUAACUCACCAUUUAUAAUUAUUGCAAAGUGCCAAAAUUAUUAUUUAAAAAAUGUUCAUUUUGCUUUAGUUGAGAAGUUGAAGUAAAUAAAUAUAGCUGAUUUCUUAUCUUAAUUUUGUCUUAGUUGAGGUCAUUUUUUCGGUAAAGUCUUGCCUUUUUAGCCUCUUUGUCCCCUCUCUUUCCCACACUCCCCCACACACCCUAUCCCGUAAAGAUUUUUUUACUUUGUUAAUUUUAAAUUCUUGAAUUUAACCUUGAAAAUAUUGAUAUCCAGAACUUAUAAUUUUUCUUCUCUUAUCCCUUUUUUUUAAAAACAAAAAAAGCAAAAGAAAAAAAAACAAUUCUAAUACCACAUUCAAUUAUUAAAAUAUGUAGUUAUCUCAUCUAAAAGCUUAGUAUUUGAGAUUGGAAGAACAAAUAAUUCUCAUGGACGAUCAAACUUAUGAUAAACAUUGAUAUGCAAAAAAAUAUUAUUAAAAUAUUCAACCUCAAUAUUUCUUUCAACUAUAAAUAGAGCUGUUUGAAAUUCUUUCACUAUACAAUCAUCCUAUCACUUUUCUCUUUCUCUCUCAAAACCCCUUUUGUUGUUUUAAUAUUUUUCAUUCUCAUGGAGAUUGAUUCAACAAAUCAAGAAAAUGUUGGAGCUUCCACCAAUUGGUGCGACAAGCUUAAAGAUUUUCCAAGAAAAUUCAAAAUGAAAGUCGAAAAAAUUUUCAAGAACAUAAAGCAAAUUGGCGAAGAUGAUCCACGAAAAUUUUGGCAUGCAUUCAAAGUAGGAAUAGCUUUGACGUUGGUCUCAAUGUUUUACUACUCAAGACCAAUGUAUCAGAGCUUUGAUGAACAAACAAUGUGGAUUGUGCUCACUGUGUUGGUUGCUUUUGAAUUCACUGCAGGUGCCACUAUAUCAAAGAGUAUGAACAGAGAAUUUGGUACUGCACUAGCUGGUGCAUUUGGUCUUGGAGCUAAAUAUUUAGCUGAAUUGAGUGGGAAAGAAGGGCCAGAUCCUAUAAUUCUUGGGAUUUUGAUUUUCAUUGUAGGUACUUUAGGUACAUUUACAAGAUUUUACCCUCAUAUUAAGAAAAAGUAUGACUAUGGAACUGUGAUAUUUGUCUUGACUUUCAGCUUAGUCGUUGUCUCUAGUUAUCGAAUAGAAGAUAUACUUCAAUUUGCUCAACGACGGAUAACCACCAUUCUUAUUGGUGUCUCCACUGUCAUGGUCAUCUCCAUGGUUGUCCAUCCGGUGUGGGCGGGAGAAGACCUUGUUAAGCUUGUUAGUGUCAAUCUUGAAAAGCUAGCAAACUCCUUAGAAGGUUUGUUUUGAGUUUAUUUGAUUUUUUUCUUUUAAGUUGUUCGAAAAAAUAAUUUACUUUUUAAUUUAAAGAAUGUAAACACAUAAUUUUAUCCCGUCAAAAAUAUUUCUUAUUCCAAUAUCACACAAUUUAACCUUAUUUUUAUAAUUUUUCGCAAGAAAAUAAAUAUCCACCUCAUCUUUUAGUCAUUUAUGUAUUUAUUUUUGUUUUUAUUUUGUUUUAUCCAAAUAACAAGUCAUAACAAACUUUGUCUCAUUCUAAUAUUCCGACAACCCACCCAAGAAAAAAUGAACACCUAACCUCUACCCCUCCAAUUAAAAAACAACACCUCACCUCUCACCUAAACACCUCAUACCCCUACCCUCACCCCUAACCCACGUGACCUUACUCUUUUUCUUGGCCACAAAGAAAUACACAAUAUACAUAUACACUGACGGGGACCCAAAUAGGGAAAUAAUUUCCAUAGAUAGAGAAUAUACACACAGAAAUCCUCUCCCAUUCUUGAACAACAACAACACAGCAACACAAAAUCCACCUUCUUCACUGACCCUCUAAAAGAUUCCUCACACCAAUCCUCCACUGUUUUUAAUUUUUACUCUACACACACACUGAGAGAUUGGAGUGAGAGACGAAGGGAGAUCUAUGAAAGAGUGAGAAAUGUGAGAGAAAAACAAUAAAGAUCUGAGUUUGAGUGGGAGAGAGAAGAGAAAACCAUGCGAGAGAGGGUGUAAAAUAUGAAAGCUGAAAAAAGAGGAGAUCGGAGAUAACAGUUUUGGCGAGCUCACGCCGAAAACUCGCCAGUAAAUCACCAAAAACCCGACCCCGUCCCUUUUCUGGCGAACGCUUAACGAAAAUCCAUCAGAAACCGCUGGGAAACCACCGAACUGAAUCAACUAGUCCCGAUUUCAGCGAGAUCUGCCGAAAAAGGAACGGAGCAAUGACAGGGACUGCCGGUUCGAGUAUGGGUAUCUCGUUAUUUCUUGAUUUCAAUUCGGGAUGUCAAAAAUAGAAUGAAAAAGGCACAUCGAGAUUGGUUUGUUCAUUGUUGAGGUUUGAUUCGAGGUUUUGAAUGCGGUUCUAUUCGGAAGGACUAUCUCCCGUUGAAAUAAAAUUGAGGUCCAAUUUUCUACUCUAUUUCUUCCUAUUUUUAUUUUAAUGUGAUGUUCAUGUUAUGAUUUGCAUGAUUCGUGUGGUUGAUGCGUUUGAUAAGGUGGUUAAACAAUUUUAUUUUUCGUGAUUUGUUGUUGACUUUGUAUGAAAAUUGAAUAAUCAUAUGGGUGGAAAGAAAUUUUGGGAGGCAGAAUUGAAAUAUGAUAAAAAAUGAAUAUUGAUUAUUUUGAUUCGUUGACAAUUUUUAAAUUCAGAAUAAGUAUUGAUGUCGUUAAAUGCAAUAGUAUCAUAAUAGGUUGAAAUUUGGUAGGCAAACGGUAUGUCGGGUAAGCAAAUCUAGGAAUUGUGAAUUGUUGGAUGAUUUGAAACGAUUGUUGAAUGAUUUGGUUUUCUAGCACUGAAAAAAUGUAUUCAUUUAGCCGGGGAAUGCUCCGAGGCUCAUUGUAUUUAUUCACCGGGGAAUGCCCCGAUGUAUUAUGUUGGCGGAGGAUGUUAGUGAUCAAGACCCUAGGCAUCGGGUAAAGCACGGGAGCAUAGUUCAGGAUUAGUGUAGUUUAAAAUAGGAUUUAUUUUUCCGCAUUUUUAUUUUGGGACUGUAUAAUUGGAAUGAACACUAUAUUUUGAAUUUGUUUUGAUUCGUGUGUUUGAUUGAUUGUUAUAUGUGUUUUUGUGCA